GUCUACAAGUUUUUGCCUUCAAGAAGCAGAACCCCUUCACAGUUGCACACUGCACACACUGUGAUCGCAAAUGGCGUACGUGAACGCCCGGCGCACCUUAGCAUCCACCCUUUCACGAGCUCUUUCUUCUUCUCCUUCUUCCUUUUCCACACCAUCUCGCUGUCGCUGCAUCUUCGCUCUUGCGGCCAAACAAACCCUCCCCGUCCCCGACACCGUGAAAUUCUCGGUUCGGACCAAAUCAUCGGGUUCGGGUUACUCUCCGUUGAACGACCCAUCUCCGAACUGGAGCAACCGUCCUCCGAAGGAGACGAUUCUCCUCGAUGGCUGUGAUUACGAGCACUGGCUCAUUGUCAUGGAGUUCCCUGAGAACCCUAAACCCUCUGAACAGGAAAUGGUCAAUGCAUAUGUCAAAACCCUAACUCAAAUCGUUGGAAGUGAGGAGGAAGCGAUGAAGAAGAUAUACUCUGUUUCAACACAUACAUAUACAGGUUUUGGUGCUCUCAUUUCUGAAGAGCUUUCUUAUAAAGUCAAAGAGUUGCCUGGAGUUCUGUGGGUGCUGCCAGAUUCAUAUCUUGAUGUUCCCAACAAAGAUUAUGGAGGUGAUUUAUUUGUUGAUGGGAAAGUAAUCCCCAGGCCGCAGUAUAGAUAUGCUGAAAGGCAACCUACUAAGACUAGACCUCGACCUAGGCAUGACAGGAGACGGGAAACAAUGCAGGUUGAAAGGACAGACCCCAAUCAAAGACAGAACUGGAACCAAGGCCAGGGAGGACCUAUGGAUCAAUCAGCUCCAAUGAAUAGCCAAAGACAGAACUGGAACCAAGGCCAGGGAGGACCUAUGGAUCAAUCAGGUCCAAUGAAUAACCAAAGACAGAACUGGAACCAAGGCCAGGGAGGACCUAUGGAUCAAUCAGGUCCAAUGAAUAACCAAAGACAGAACUGGAACCAAGGCCAGGGAGGACCUAUGGAUCAAUCUGCUCCAAUGAAUAGCCAAAGACAGAACUGGAACCAAGGCCAGGGAGGACCUAUGGAUCAAUCUGCUCCAAUGAAUAGCCAAAACUCUGCUUCGGACGGGGAGAACUAAAAAAUGUCUAAGAGGAACUCUGCUUGAAAAAUUAUGGCAUAUAGACAUGGAGUUCAGCUUUUGUAAUGGAGAAUUUUGAUUUGAUGUUCUAGGUCAUAUUUUACAUGCUUUUGCGUGGAAAACGAUUGUGCCUGCACUCGAAGUACUUUGAUAAUUAUAUUUAGCAUCAUUAUGAAGUUGUGAAUGCCAUGCUGAUUGCUUCAA
Messenger RNA from Lotus japonicus, 1285 nucleotides. RefSeq names its product multiple organellar RNA editing factor 3, mitochondrial. NCBI's taxonomy places the organism in Eukaryota, Viridiplantae, Streptophyta, Magnoliopsida, Fabales, Fabaceae. The transcript has 4 exons. Gene Ontology annotation, cellular component: mitochondrion. Gene Ontology annotation, biological process: mitochondrial mRNA modification; cytidine to uridine editing. The record is from RefSeq and is a predicted model, not a curated record. Bases 71 to 1081 code for a protein of 336 amino acids.